AUGGCCAAGUUCGUCCUGAAUCAGAACCGGCCGGACCUGGGCGGCCAUCGCCUGUGCCCGGGCUCCGCCGGAGGUGACCGCAGCCCGAGUUCACCUUACUCGGUGGAGACGCCUUACGGAUUCCACUUGGACCUGGACUUUCUCAAGUACGUGGAAGAGUUGGAGCGCGGCCCCACCGCCCACCGCAUCCCGGGACCCCCACCGGCGCGCCGCCCCCGGGCGCCCCGAGCUGGCCUGACAGGUGUGCGCAGUCCUGGAGCCUGGACGUCCAGUGAGUCCCUGGCCAGUGAUGACGGCAGUGUGCCAGGCUCCACUCCUGGGCUCCUAAUGCUGCCACUGUCACCGCGUGUACCCGCGCGCAACCCGCGCGUCGAACACACACUCUUGGAAACUAGCCGCCGGCUAGAGCUGGCGCAGGCGCAAGAGCGCGCGCCCAGUCCCGCCCGCGCGGGGGUCUCACGUAGCCCACGAGGGUCUGGCCGCAGCAGCCCCGCCCCAGGCCCUGGCCUCAACCCCGCCCCCGCCUCGCCCGGGCCAGCGCAACUGCAGCUGGUGCGCGAGCAGAUGGCCGCGGCGCUGAGACGCCUACGCGAGCUCGAGGAGCAGGCCCGCGCUCUGCCGGAGCUGCAGGAGCAAGUGCGCGUGCUUCGCGCAGAAAAGGCGCAGCUGCUGGCGGGGCGCGCGAAGCAAGAGCCUGACGGCGAGGCCGAGGCGCGCCCGGCCAAGUUGGCCCAACUGCGCCGGCUCACCGAGCGCCUGGCCACCUCCGAGCGGGGCGUCCGUGCCAGGGCCACUCCCCGGGCUGACAGCCCCGACGGCUCCAUAGCCAGGCGCCGCGAGGAUGCGCCCCCGGUCCUGGUAGGGGUUCCUCGCCCCCAGGAAGAGGGCGCCGGGAUUGUGCCUGAGACCCGGGAGGCCAGCGUGGAGGCCGCUCUGGAAACCCUAGAGGCCCGCGUGCAGGCGGCUCCGGAAAUCCGAGAAGCCAGCACGCAGGCAGCCCCUGAGACCGUCGAGGCGGACGCCUGGGUGACAGAGGCGCUGCUCGGGCUCCCUGAAGCCGCUGAGCGCGAGCUCGAGCUGCUGCGCGCGGGUCUGGAGCACCAGCGCGGGGUGAGCGAGCUGCUGCGCGGCCGGCUGCGAGAGCUGGAGGAGGCGCGCGAGGCUGCCGAGGAGGCCGAGGCCCGGGCCCAGCCGUGCGAAGCCGCCACCCAGACCCUAUGGAAAUGCGCGGAGGCGGCCACGCAGACCGAGGGCCCUUUGGAUACACCCUCCCUGACGCCGGAGACCCCGCCCCGGCCAGCGGAGGGCCCACCAGCCGUGGCCCCCACGGGUGUCCUCAAAUCAAUCAUGAAGAAAAGAGACGGCGCAUCGAGCGCCCAGCCCAGCCCUGGCCCCAAGAGUCUGCAGUUUGUUGGGGUCCUCAACGGAGAGUACGAGAGCUCGUCCAGUGAGGACGCCAGCGACUGCGACAGCGAGGACGGCGCUGCCGAGCUCCCGCAGAGCAGCUCCUCGGGCUCCGGGGACGACAGCGGCGGGGGAUCUGAUUCGGGCUUGCCGGGCCCUCCUAGCGGCGAGGAUGGCCAGGACUCCGAGGAGGCCGAGGCGCAGGCGGAGGCGGAGGCGGAGGCUCAGCCCGGGACAGAGGAGAGGUGCGAGCUGAGCCCGCGCUUGAGGGAGGCGUGCGCCGCGCUGCACCGACAGCUGAGCCGGCCCCGCGGCGUGGCCCGCGACGGCAGUGCCGCGCGCCUGGUGUCCCAGGAGUGGUUUCGGGUUUCGAGCCAGCGGCGCUCGCGGGCAGCACCUGUGGCCGCGGUGUUGGGUGCCAUGGCGCACCUCGGACCCGAGUUGCUGGCGCACAUAGUGAAUCUGGCCGACGGCAACGGGAACACGGCCCUGCACUACAGCGUGUCCCACGGGAACCUGGCCAUUGCCAGUCUGCUGCUGGAUACGGGUGUCUGUGACGUAGACCGUCAAAACCGAGCUGGCUACUCAGCCCCCAUGCUGGCUGCACUGACCUCUGUGGGGCGGGGUGAGGAGGACAUGCAAGUCAUCCAGAGGCUGUUCCACAUGGGAAACGUCAAUGCCAAAGCCAGCCAGACGGGGCAGACAGCCCUCAUGCUAGCCAUCAGCCAUGGGCGUCAAGACAUGGUGGCAGCCCUGCUGGCAUGUGGGGCCGAUGUGAAUGCACAGGAUGCCGACGGGGCCACCGCGCUGAUGUGUGCCAGCGAGUAUGGACGCCUGGACACGGUCCGCCUGCUGCUGGCCCAGCCAGGCUGUGACCCUGCCAUCCUGGACCAUGAGGGCACCAGUGCCCUGGCCAUUGCCCUGGAGGCUGAGCAAGAGGAGGUGGCUGCACUGCUACAUGCCCAUCUGAGCUCAGGCCAGCCUGGGUCCCCGUUGCCCCCUGACUCCACCAUCGCCAUGGAAGAAGGAUGCAGAGACAGUGGAGAGGAACUCCCAUCUCCAUGA
This is a messenger RNA of Elephantulus edwardii (Cape elephant shrew), 2469 nucleotides long. It is a transcript of the gene KANK3, whose product is annotated as KN motif and ankyrin repeat domains 3. Gene Ontology annotation, cellular component: cytoplasm; cytoskeleton. The record is from RefSeq and is a predicted model, not a curated record. Lineage: Eukaryota; Metazoa; Chordata; Mammalia; Macroscelidea; Macroscelididae. Gene Ontology annotation, biological process: negative regulation of actin filament polymerization. Gene Ontology annotation, molecular function: protein binding. Bases 1 to 2469 code for a protein of 822 amino acids. The transcript has 10 exons.